Molecule: messenger RNA, 2056 nt
Organism: Dermacentor silvarum
Lineage: Eukaryota; Metazoa; Arthropoda; Arachnida; Ixodida; Ixodidae
Exons: 8
Coding region: 122-2056 (644 amino acids)
Source: RefSeq, a predicted model, not a curated record
UAUGUGUGAUUGUUGUAGGCAAGAGCAAUUUUUCCGGUGAGCUACGUUUAUAUAAAGCCGGCGCCACUGCAGGUUCCAGCACGCGCCUAUCAGAGCCCGCAUCGACAAGUUCGAGGCAAUCAUGCUGGCGCAGCCCCAGGAAGUCAAUAUAUCGUUCUACGAUGCGUACUACACCUGGGGCGACGUCCUCGCUGUUCCUGGGCCGUCAGCUUACGACGAAGUUCCGGGAAGAGACUUUACUGUGCGACUGUCGAAGCUCAUCAACGACACGGAAGUGAACUACCGCAGCCCGACGCUGAACCACACGUACGCCUUCUCGGGCGAGUACUACCUCACGGCGGCCCUGCAGCGUCGGGCGCACCGCGCCAUCGAACGAGUCAGCGUUACCAAGGUCACCGUCGUCGACGAGGCCCACUCGUGCAGGCCUCGGCUUCAAGUGGACGGCCUGGGCCCAUGCGGACGUCCGCUCGCGGUGAGCGCCCAGCGCCCUGCGCGCGUCUGGGUGCGCUCGCGAGUGUCCGAGCACUGCAGCCGGCCCCUGGUGUCGCGCACCGACGUGCAGUUCGUGGUGCUCUACGCUGGCGGACAGGGUCGAACGCCGCUGGUCCAAUGCAGCGGCAGCACGGGUCCCCCCGAAUCAUGUGCGCAAGGGAACUCGUCGUCCGAUUGCACCUACAAGGUCACCGUCAACGAGGGUUGCCUCCGCCAGGGCGAGACGGCGAAGGUGGUGCUUCGACAGAUGUGGCGCGGCAAGACAGACGUGCUGAUCGAGGCUCUGGCCGUCGGCUACCUGACAGCGAGAAACGCCGUCGUGCACGCCUCCAUCGACGGCGCGCCGGUGGUCUUCCUCUCAGACGUCGAGACGCUCGUCCUGAACGGCAGCGGUUCUCGACACCUCGAAAAGCCCGGUCGAGCACUGACCUUUAGUUGGAGCUGCGACCAAUGCGACAAGAACGAAUCCUUGUACCAAGCAUUCGCCAGGAAGCCGCUGGACCAGCAGGUUAUCGAGAUCACGGACGACCUGCAGUAUGGCUUGACUAAAAGACUCGACUUCGUGCUUCGCGUGAGCAGCGAUAGCCACAGCGACAGCGCCACAAUCAGCGUGCACGUUCCCGGAGAUCAGGACGACCAGAUGGCGCUGUCCUGCCCUUGCUGCGAGUUCGGCGUUUUGAGCAGCGAGGACCUGGUGGUGGAGGCGCGGCCACAGCGCACCAAGGUGUGGGGCACGCGCUACCCUCUGGUCACGUGGCGAAUAAGCGGCCCCAUGGCUCAAGACGCAGGCGCGUACAACGUGCCACCCGGCUGUCUCGCCGAGCAGCGUGGGGCCGUGCUGCUGCUGCCGGCUGGGAACGUCACCAGGGCCGGACCGUACAGGAUCACCGCGAGCGCUUGGAACCAGAGGCCCUUCGCAGACGUCCAUUUCGUUCUCACGCACGAGCUUUUCCAGGGCCAGGGUUUGAGAGAGCAGAGUGACUUCCCACCGACGAAAGGUCACUGCCAGGUGACUCCGAAGAAAGGCAUAGCCGUGAAGACCACCUUCCACGUCGGUUGCACAGGUUUCGCCGAUCCCGAGGGAGGGACCCUCAGCUACGGUUUCUACUUCUGCAGUCACGCACCGGACAGGCUCAAGGACUUGGAGGGCGGACGGCCAAAGCCGUGGCAUUCGUGCACGCACAUAAAAUCUAGCCUCGACGACGGCACCUUUACCGGUGUCCUGCCGGCUGGGAACUCGACGGCGGCCGCCACCGACUGCUCUGUGGUUGUGUUCGUCAACGACAACGUUGGGCAGUACGUUUACGACCUGGUAGCAGUGACCGUUGAAAUCGGCUCUUGCAGCGACAUCACGCUGGAGACCGUCGACGACUACGCUAGGCAAAGCCAGCAGAACAGCUCUGACGCCAUACUAUCGUACAUCAAGAGCUCUGCAAUGUUGCUCAACUCGGAGUUUUACAAACAAUGCGACCGUCAUGGCACCACUGGGGGCAAUUCGAGCCGCGACGCUGACGUCCUGGAUGACUACAUCGGCUACCUGAAGAACAGCACCGUGACCACCUGA